AUGCGCCGACUGACUAAAGCGACCCGGUGGAGUCAACGGUUUCGGAGCUUCAGCCCACCUUAUCUUUCCUCAAUCCACUGUGGCACCAUGUCUCGUUUGGUGAAUGGCGUCAAGUCGUUCUCGACGACUGCUUCCUCCCUACUUGCCGAUGCGACCGCUCCCACUGCCCGCUCCUCCUUCCAAGUCUUUCGUGAUGUGCCCUCAAUCCGGGGUCUGCGGCGCCAAUUGCUGCAGAAAGACAGGACCGUAGGCUUCGUGCCUACCAUGGGUGCCCUGCACGAGGGUCACCUUUCCCUGAUCCGACAAGCUGCCCGCGAAAACACCGACAUCUUCGUCAGCAUUUUCGUCAACCCUACACAAUUCGGCGUUACCGAAGAUCUCUCGAGCUAUCCCCGCACCUGGGAUUCUGAUGUCGCGAAGCUGGAACAAUUGAACGAGGAAUUGGCUCGUUUGGGAGAGAACAGUGCAAGCGCCGGGCGCAUUACUGCUCUUUUCGCCCCCACCUCGAAGGCCAUGUACCCCGGGUCGCCUCCAUCGUCGGAGGUGAAUGGUGACGGCUCCUUUGUCACCAUCACCCCUCUCGCUGGAAAAUUGGAAGGCGGUUCUCGUCCCGUGUUUUUCCGUGGCGUGGCGACUGUCUGCAUGAAAUUGUUCAACAUCACCACCCCUGACCGUGUCUACUUUGGCCAGAAGGACGUUCAGCAGACUGUAGUCAUCAAGCGCAUGGUCGAGGACUUCCACGUUGGCAGUGAGGUUCGAAUUGUUGAAACAGCACGAGAGCAUGAUGGCCUGGCGUUAAGCUCGCGAAACGUCUACUUGGGUGACCGCAGACGAACCGUUGGUCUCACGAUUUACAAAGCACUCAAGGCCGCCGAGGAUCAAUAUGCUGCUGGCAAGACUAGCCGAGCGGAUAUUCUUGGAGCUGCGCAGACUCUUGCAACGUCUGUUCUCGCUGAGCAGCAAGACCUCUCGCCGUCUGAGCGCGCAAUCUACGAGGUCGACUACAUUUCUCUCGCAGACCCUGAUACCCUCGACGAAGUCGACAUUGUCGAUCCGAGUAGGGGUGCCAUUUUGAGUACCGCAUUUAAAAUGGCACCACUGGAAGAAUCUAAGCCAGGCGAGGACUGUGGCCUGGGCGAUGGCAAGGUCCCCGUUCGAUUGAUUGACAACCUGAUCUUGCAUCCCCGUGCCUAG
Penicillium olsonii is the source of this 1194-nucleotide messenger RNA. Lineage: Eukaryota; Fungi; Ascomycota; Eurotiomycetes; Eurotiales; Aspergillaceae. The record is from the annotation of a GenBank genome assembly.